GUACAGAAGUCAAAGUGUCUUGUUCAUUGUAUAAUCAUAUAAAGCUGGGAGAGGUAUAAAUAGAGCGUAUACCUUUCACUUUCACUGUAUAAAUAAAACAGCAUUUCAGUCAGAGCUGAUCACUCUUCACUUGCUCCAGGAAACUGUUGAAAUCUUCUGUGAGAUUUAUACUUUCAGUCCAUCAACAGUUAAAGAUUUCAGGUGAAAUGAAUCAGUCAGACAAGCUGGCGCUGCAGCAACUGGAAGCUCUUAAUGAUCAACUGCAACGAAGUAUUAAGAAACUUAACUCUGAAUUUGACAAAAACCAUUCAACUCUCAUCAGUAAAGUAAAGGAACUGAAUGGCAUUACUGAUGAACUUGAAUCCAUGCACAAAGCAACUACAGUGGGCAGUUUGGUAGGAUCAUCAAUGGGAGCGGCUGGAGGAAUCGCAGCACUAACGGGUCUGGCUUUAUCAUUUUUCACGUUUGGUGUUUCUUUAGCUGUUACUGGUGUUGGUCUUGCUGUUGGAAUAACUGGAGGAGUAACAGGUGCUGUGUGUAACAUUACUAACAUGAUCAAGCAGAAAAACCUGCGACAAACUAUUGAGAAGAUCAUCAAUGAUUUCCAGAACACAAUCAACCCAAUGAUUGAGCACAUGAAUGCAAUUUCUAACACCAUAGAAGAGCUUCAGCAGGCAGAACAGGCAUAUUCUGUUCAAAAUAAGGUGAUAGUGACAAGUGUGAGAUCUGUGAAAACCAUUUUGAGCGUUACAAGACUUUUAACUGUACUUAAAACUGCUCAGAUUGGAAAAACAGCUGCAAGAGCUGCCAAAACUCUCCGAAUGGUUGGGAAAUUAUCUGGAUCUCUCUCAGCUCUAUUGCUUAUUCUUGAUGCUUACAGUAUUUAUUGUGAUUCAACAGAGCUCUCUGAAAUGACUCAAUCAGCACACAAGAGAAAAGCAGAAGAAAUCAAAUCAGAAACUCUGAAAUUCAUUUAUCAGAUGAGAGAAACAGCUGCUGAAUUUCAGGAGACACUGGAUGAAAUUAAAAGUGCCAGAGUUCAUAUUAACAGAGCAAUACAAAUCAGUUGAAAUUGGUUUAGAAAUGCUUGAACUGCUCUGUCUGGUAUUAUAAUCAUCAUCUGAUAUUAUCAUCAAUUAUUCAGUGAAAACAGACUCUUUAAAAAUUGAACCUGUAAAAAUGUGUGUAUGUAAUGAUGUAUGAAAUUGCACAGGAUGUGUGCAGUCUUUUCGAGCAGUAUGUCCUAAAUUAUAGAAGUUAACAUACUUACAUAUGUUCUGGUAGUUGUUGUUGUUGUUGUUUAAUAUGUAAUUACUCUGGCUGUCAUGGUGUAAAGACACAUCAACUAGGUUGGAAUCAAUCUUCAGUAUUAUUAUUAUUAUU
Molecule: messenger RNA, 1383 nt
Organism: Onychostoma macrolepis
Lineage: Eukaryota; Metazoa; Chordata; Actinopteri; Cypriniformes; Cyprinidae
Exons: 4
Coding region: 207-1070 (287 amino acids)
Biological process (GO): lipoprotein metabolic process; lipid transport
Cellular component (GO): extracellular region; membrane
Molecular function (GO): lipid binding
Source: RefSeq, a predicted model, not a curated record